Molecule: messenger RNA, 1461 nt
Organism: Cyphellophora europaea CBS 101466
Lineage: Eukaryota; Fungi; Ascomycota; Eurotiomycetes; Chaetothyriales; Cyphellophoraceae
Exons: 4
Coding region: 1-1461 (486 amino acids)
Cellular component (GO): COP9 signalosome
Source: RefSeq, a predicted model, not a curated record
AUGGCAGAAGGCGCGGCCUCUGUCGGGCAGCCGGCCUACUCGAUCACCGUCCACGAAGCCCCAAAGUUCGACUUGACAUCAUACAUAGCCAACUACAGCGGCAGAACGGUGUUUAGACGGUUGUACCUCAUCGGCGCCUGCUGUCCCCCACUGCGUGAGGAGGCUGCGAAGCUCGCUAUCAAGGAAGCCAAGAAGGGCGCAGAUGUGCGUAACUUUUACGAUGCUGUGGCUCUGCUCCAGGCUGUUCCCGACUACCGCGAUACGGAGCGGCUACUAGAUACCAGCUGGGCGGUCGACCAGGAGAAGAAGAACACUAAAGAGACUCUACGGCUAGAGAACGAGCUCAAGGGGUAUAAGAAUAACCUCAUCAAAGAGAGCAUUCGCAUGGGCAACGAGGACCUUGGUUCUCACUACUACCGCAUCGGUGACCUCGUCAACGCUUCCAAGGCGUACUCGCGCAUGCGGGACUAUUGUACGACUCCUGCCCACAUCGCCUCGACUGCUUUCCGCAUUAUCGCGGUCGCCGUCGAACAACGCAACUGGAUGGCCGUCCAGUCGCAGGUGCUCAAGAUCCAGAACCUCCAGAUGAAGCCAGAUGAUUCAAGCCGGUAUCAAGUCCUCGUUUAUCCUACGACUGCUCUGCAGCGCAUGUGUGCUGGAGAGUAUAAGGAUGCCGCCAACUACUUCCUUCAAACGGAUCCAGCCAUUGGAGAUCAGUUCAACCAAACAAUGUCCGCCAACGAUGUGGCCGUCUAUGGCGGUCUUUGCGCCCUCGCCUCUAUGUCUCGAUCCGAACUGCAGCUGAGGGUUCUCGAGAACGUCACUUUCCGGAAUUUCCUCGAGCUCGAGCCUCAUAUUCGAAGAGCCAUCAGCUUUUUCGUGGCUUGCAAGUAUACUCAGUGCCUCGAGAUUCUGGAAUCAUAUCGCAACGAUUACCUGCUCGAUCUCUUCCUCCAACCCCAUGUGGGCCGCAUCUACCGCAAAAUCCGCGAGAAGAGCAUGGUCCAAUACUUCGAGCCCUUUGGCACCGUCAACCUCGACAACAUGGAGAGAGUUUUCGGUGAAGCAGCGGUUCGGUCGAAUGUCGCCGGAGCUACAAAUGGAGAUCAUCGAAUCUCUAUGGCACUCAUGGAUGAGAUUAUCUCGCUGAUCGAGUCCGAAAAGCUCGAUGCUCGUCUGGACAUUGAGAAGAACCUGCUUGUCGGCCGACAGCCUAAUCUCCGGGCCGAGACGUACAAGGAAGCCGAACAGAUGCUCGACAAGUUCACCAAAGAAGCGUACCUGAAAUUAAUGCGUAUAAACAUGCUCAACGCUGGCCUCGAGACUAGAGCGCCCCCCACCAAGAAGAAAGGGCCUUCAUCCGAGUGGGAGGAAGAUGCCAUGCUGGCUUCGGGGACCGGCAAAGGCAUUGACGCCAGUCUAAUGCCUGGAGGCCGUUCCUUGCGGAGCGGACCCAAGUAG